UCUAUAAUACAGCCUUGGCUAACAGUGUGGCCAGAGCUAUUGGGUCUAUUAGAAUAAUUCUAUAACCGUGGUAAUUCAUACCCGAAUCCUCCUUUGUGCAAGUGGGCUAAACAUGAAGUCAUAGCCAGAGUGAUUGUGAGUAUCCUGCACCGGACCCAGCUGUCAUUCGACAUAGCCUGUGCAUACGAAUGCACGUAUCUUACGCACAGACCAGCCCCCCUUUUCACUAGCGGCACGGCACCUCGGCUGGAGACACUGACAGCGGCUUUUCCUGCUCUAGCAAAAUCAACAUAAGCUUGCUUCGGAGAGGAGCGGAGUGGAGGAGUGAGCCCUACGCCACACGGCGAACAGGCACAAAACACAGGGACCAUAGAAAAGAGGCUGACCAUGGCAGCUGUGCAGCCCAGAGGUAGGCUGAGUCCGGCGGACACCCGGCCAGCCAGAGGGCCAGAGGACGACGAGGGGCUGAUCUACAUGCAGUGUUGCGGCCAGGAGGACGUGGAGCUGAGAGACAGCCAAAGGGGGGCGUCCGUUUACCUUCCCGCCGGCAGCUCAGAGGGGGCGUGGCCCUCAGCCGCACCUCUCACUUGCGCAGGGUCUUCCAACAGUUUCCGAAGUCCAGAAUCAGUGGAGAUGGAUGAGAUCAUGGCUGCAAUGGUGCUCACAAGCCUGUCCUGCAGUCCUAGGGUGCACAGUCCACCUCAGAAGGACCUCCUUCCAGCAUCCUCAUCGUCAGGUGACAUGGAGUGUGGAGGUGGAGAACUCUCGGACAGCGGCAGCAGCGGCUACUGGAGUUGGGACCACGGCAGCGCAAGCCCCGCCCCUUCCCCGUCCGUCACAGAAAUGGAUGGCAGCUUGGGUCAGCCCCCUGAUGAAGGGCUUCACAUGGAGCUGGACUAUGAAGCCAGGAGGUAUAAGGGAUCAGGAAAGGGGGCCUACAGGUGUCUGUGGCCUAGCUGUGGGAAGGUGCUGAACUCCAGAGUGGGCAUGAAAAGACACAUCCAGCUGCACCAUCUGGGAGGGGGGUCAGAACAUUCCCAGCGGGAGGAGGACUUUUACUACGCAGAAAUCUCCUCGGAGGAAGAGCCUGCUCCUCCAUCUCCAGCCCCCACCUUGUCCAUUGGCCCCUGGGCCUCCUGUAGCUCUCCGUUGGGUGCCAGCACACCAGGGACCCUGGCUUCAGCCUCGGCCUUCUCCACUCCUCUCAGCCAGUCAGCGCCCAGUAGUGUGUGGCAGAUUCAUACUGAGCAUCUCUACCAGGCCUGUGCUGCGCCCAUCCAGGUGACGGUGUCCUCUGGGUCUUCCACCUCGUGCUGCUGGAAUCCCCCGAGCGAAGCACAGCACAAACCCCAGGUGUUGGCAUCUCGUAGUCGAUCAGUGAGCGUGGGAGAGCAGUGGCUGCAGCGAAACAGCGCCCCCACCAGGUCACAGACCAUCAGCGCCUCCCCCUCACGUAACCACUGCACUUUCAGGAAGGGGAGAGGCGAGGCCAAGAAGUGCCGUAAGGUGUACGGAGUUGAGCGACGCGACCAGUGGUGCACGGCCUGCCGCUGGAAGAAAGCCUGCCAGCGCUUCCCUGAUUAAAGGACUCAAACAGACUAAAGAGACACUCUCAGAGAGAGAGAGAGUGAAAGAGAGAGAGAAUGAGAGAGAGAAUGAGCGAGAGAGAGGAAGAGAGACUCACAAAGCAUUAUAGCACUAUAGAGGACACAGGAUCAGCCUCCUUCCACUUUUGUACUUGUCCUUUUUUUUGUGGUGGUGUUGUUUUUUUCCUACGAGAGCUAUAAGAUGUUUUUUUGUUUUUUUUCCUGUUUUUUGUACAUCCCCUUACUGGAGAGCUGGUGCUAGGUGAAGUGUGGACUGGUAGCCUCUCCCGAAACCUUCCCAGUGCCCCUUCACUCCUUGCCCAGGGCAAGAUGUAUAUUCUUUGCACAGAGAAUUUCAGUGUCAUUCUCCUCACAGAAUUAAGAAGAGAAAAAUAACAAGAAGUGUUGUCGUUUUACCCGAGCCCCUCAGAUCCUUAUUCAGAGUUCUGGUGUUACUUUAGUAUCUGUAGCUUUAUAUCUCUCUAUCAAUAUAUAUAUUGUGUACAGUGCUUUUCAUUUGAACCUUUUCUUAUGUUUUAAAAAAAAAAUCAUUUAACAGUGUAUUUUGUGUAUUGUCAUUGUAUGAUUUCGUUGUUGGACUACCAUUUUGAUGUUUCUUUUUUUGUUGGUUUGUUUAAGCGUUUCUAUGAUGGUUGUGUUCAAAGUUAGCUAAUAAUGGCUUUUUGCCAGGGUAGUUCAUCCCAUCCUAAAUCUUCCACAUAAACAGUGCUAGUCUUAAUAGUAUACUGGGCCAUUACUCCCCGGGAACAGAGAGGAUGAAAGGAUCUGAAGUUGUACGAGCAUUUACAUGUUUAAAUGAAAGAUGAUUUAUCGAGGAUGGGAGAGAAAGAGGGACAAAGGUAAAUAAAGAAAUGAGAUGACAUGCUGAUCGCCUGUGCAUGACAAUCCACCCGAGAAAAUAGUAAACUAUUUUUUGGUUAUUUCUU
Molecule: messenger RNA, 2533 nt
Organism: Clupea harengus (Atlantic herring)
Lineage: Eukaryota; Metazoa; Chordata; Actinopteri; Clupeiformes; Clupeidae
Gene: znf395b
Product: zinc finger protein 395b
Biological process (GO): regulation of transcription by RNA polymerase II
Cellular component (GO): nucleus
Molecular function (GO): RNA polymerase II cis-regulatory region sequence-specific DNA binding; DNA-binding transcription factor activity
Source: RefSeq, a predicted model, not a curated record